Messenger RNA from Coregonus sp. 'balchen', 16523 nucleotides. The record is from the annotation of a GenBank genome assembly. Lineage: Eukaryota; Metazoa; Chordata; Actinopteri; Salmoniformes; Salmonidae.
AUGAGGAGUGCUGAAGUGAAGAAAUUGAAAGUGAACGAGCUGAAAGAGGAGCUGCGUCGGCGAGCCCUGGACACCAAGGGGCUGAAGGCUGACCUGGUGGAGCGGCUCAAGGCGGCUCUGGAGGCUGCGGAGGCCGGGGGAGCUGCGAGGGGGGCACCGGAGCAGGACCAUGCAACACCGGAGGAGGAGCAGGGAGAUGAGGGAUUCUCAGCCGGGUUGUUGGGGGAUGAAGGAUUCCCGAACGAAGGUAGCCCUAGACAUGCUUUCCUAUUUGUGCACAUGAAAUGUCAAGCAGUGAACAUUUCUUUGAAAUAUAAUGAGGUUUCAGGGAGGUUAAAGUUCUCUGUCACUGAGACCGAUUUCCGUCAAAUGGAUUCUGGAGAGGUCGUUUUUGAGAUCAGUGUAGAUCCGCAAUAACAACCCUUUGGGGGGAUGUGGGGGGGGGGGGGGGGGCUGAUUUGGAUAUGAAAUAGCCUAAUACGGACAGAAGCAUGUCUGUUCUACGAAAUAUAUUCCCAAAUAAAUGUAUUCUCAAAUAUUUUAUUUUCUCAAUGCGCACCACCGCAGCGCUGAACUCAGACAGCGGUGUGUAGACUACUGUGGCUGCUGGCAAAGUAAUUCAAAGCCUAUACUUUAUCACUCAGGAUGGAACUUUCCAGUGCUACUAUUUUUGCCAUGUUGUUAUUAAAACAAAACAGACAAUAGUUGACCUAUUUACCUAGUCGGCUGUUGCUGUGUGUUCUAUGAGAGAUGUAUUUUGACAAGCAGUUAACAAUUCUUAAUGCAAUCACAGGAAAACGCUUUUGAAAGCAGUUUUGGCCUUAGUUUUGUUUUAAAGAGGGGGAUCCCAAUUUUACUGUGUUUAUUUCUCUACUCCAGUGUUUUCCAAAAUUGGUCCUUGGGACCCCAAGGGGUGCACGUUUUGGUUUUUGCCCUGGUGCACGUUUUGGUUUUUGCCAAAUAAGUAAAGCUUAAUGAUUAGUUGACUAUUUGCAUAGUGCUAGGGCAAAAAACAAAAUGUGCACCAGGGCAAAAACCAAAACGUGCACCAGGGAAAAACCAAAACAUGCACCCCUUGGGGUCCCAAGGACCAAUUUUGGAAAACACUGGAGUAGAGAAAUAAACACAGUAAAAUUGGGAUCCCCCUCUUAAAAAAAAAACUAAGGCCAAAACUGUUUUCAAAAGCGUUUUCCUGUGAUUGCAUUAAGAAUUGUUGACUGCUUGUCAAAAUACAUCUCUCAUAGAACACACAGCAACAGCCGACUAGGUAAAUAGGUCAACUAUUGUCUGUUUUGGGGUCCUGAGGACUGAGUUUGGGAAACACUGCUCUACUCCUUAAAUUGCUUGUGUGGCAUCAUUUUACAAAUGCAGUUUUACAACCAGAGUUUCAAGUAUGGUUUAGGUGCAGCUGUACAACAGAGCUCUUAAAGGGGCAAUGUCAUCUUAAAGGGGCAAUGUCAUCUUAAAGGGGCAAUUACAUCUUAAAGGGGCAAUGUCAUCUUAAAGGGGCAAUUACAUCUUAAAAGGGCAAUUACAUACUUUGUAAUAGAAAUAAAACAAAAACAAUUUUUUGGAGAGAAUAGUAAUUAUUUAAAUAUUCAUAUUUGUAAUACAAUUAAUUAUAAAUAAUAAUAACUAUCAGGAUGUUGUGUCCAAUGGGGUAAAUGCAGAUGGACAAACCCCAUGCUUCAGCCCAUGUACAUUUUAUAGACCACUAUGAUUCAUCAGUUGGGCUACAGGUGAUAAUGCUUAUUGCUAAAAGCACAUCUGAUAAUAUAUAUAUGCAUGGUCCAAUAUGUUAAAAUGUUAAUAUCAUUUUUAACAAUAUGUUAUGAGACCCAUUUCUGGAUGUGGAAAUUAUAUUUUAGAUGGUGUCAGUAUAAUUUUAUUUUCAUUAAUUUUGAAGUAGAAUGACUUUUUAAAAUGUCACCAGAACUGAGCUUCUCAAUCCUUCUACAUAAAUAUUAUCCUGGGGAGCACCCCGGAGCCCCUAAGCAAGGGGACUGGAAUUGGUCAAACUCACAGUUUAAUACAUGUACAAAAUGAUCCUCUUUCCCUAAAAGCAUGAUGGUCAUGACUUUGUUACAUGAAAGGGGAGGUUAACUUGGCCCCAGACAAUCGAUCUGAGAUCGACAUAAGUUUCAGUCAUGGAAUUUUGUUUUUGCUUUAACCCCUGGGUACUGUAUAUUGUUGAGUGCAUGAUAAUAUGCAAUUAUAUGCAUGAUAUUACAUUGCAAUAUUAGCUACCUUGAACUUAAGUGACUUGUUGAAAGCUGAAAUGGUCUUCUGAUUUCUCGUGUAUAAAUAGAUUCUCUAGACUUUGGUGCAGGAGGGGCCCCCGAGGAGGAGAGCAGGGGGAUGGAGAGAGAAGAGUCGUCUGAUUCUGAUCUGGGCUUCAGCAUGCCUGACUUCACUGCAGACGUCCCUCUUCCUCUUCCUGUCCCUGUUCACAAGGCAGAGGAGACCCCUGAGUACCACGAGACCCAACCAGCCCUGGCAGAGCAUCAGCAUCAUGGGCAGCCUGAGAGGAAGCGAGGUAAGAUCCUCUCUAGAAUAACUUGUUUACACAAAGCCAUCUAUAUUAACCCAAUUAUGCAAGCUACUAUUCAACACUAAUUAUUGAAUAUCAAUCUCAUCUAACACUAAGGAUAAUACACUUGUCUACUCACACACUACAUUUUUCAUACUUCCUUCCAUAUUCUCUAGUCUGACUGCUUUCUCACUUUUAUCUGUUCUAAUCGGAGAGAAAACAAGCACGGGUUAACUGACUACAAUACGACUACUAACAAAUAGAAACCGCAGAGACUUCCCAACGCAUAGCUGACUCUCGAGGCCUGCAAACCUCUGGGGCCGUCAGAGGAGACCCUGGACGCAACGAGACCUAACUAGGCCCUAUGUCUAACUCUAGCACUGAGGCACAGAGGAAGAAGAUCACUGUCUCUACACAUUAGCUGUUCUACUACUACUACUACCCUACUACUCUCUACGACUAUUUCUACUACUACUACUACUAGACUACUCUGCUAUUACACUAACUACUAACUAUGACUACUAGAUUGCUCAUACUAUACUACGACACUAUAUACCAACUACUACUUACUAUUACUACUCUACCUACUACCUACUUUCACUAUACUUCUUCUAUACUCUACUACUAAGUACUACUACUACUAUCUACACUAUUAUACUACUUUACACAUAAUUACAUACUAUAAUGACUAAUACUACUACUACUACAUACAACUACUACUCUAGAAUGCACUAUACGACUAACUCAUAUAAUACCCACUAAUACUUCUCACUAGACCUACUACUAUAACUUUGCUAACGCGGUACUACGAUACUACUCUAAACUACAUUACUACUAACUACUAUUAUACUACUACUACUGCUACUACUGACUACUCUCUAACUACACACUACUACUACUACUACUACUACAUACUCUACUACUACUACUACGCUACCACUACUACUACUACUACUAUUACUACUAACUACUACUAUUUUGCUACUACUACUACUACUACUACUUACUACCACUACUAUGUCUACUACUACUACUACUACUACUACUACUACUACCACUAUAACAACGAUACUACUACUACUACACAUACACUACUAACUACUACUGACUACUAUGUACUACUAUACUACUACUACUAUACUACUACACUGACUACUACUACUACACGACACACUACUGACUGACUUACUACUACUACUAUUUACUCUGACUACUAGUAUCUACUACUAUACUACUACUAACUACUACUACUUACUGACUACUAUUACUACUACUAUACCUACCACUACACUAACUUACUACACUACUACUACUACCCUACUACUAUAUUACUUACUACUACUACUACUACUACUACUACUUACUACUACUACUCUAUACUACUAGUACUACUACUACUACUACUACUACUACUACUACUACUACUACUACACUACUUGCUAGCUACUGACUACUACUACUACUACUAACUACUACUAUUACUAACUACUACUACUACUACAUACUAUACACUACUGCUAUACUAUACACUACUAUACUACUACUAACUACUACUGACUCUACUUUACUGUGCUACUACUACACUAUACUACGCUCUACUACUACUACUACUAACACUAUACUACUACUACUACUACCACUACUACUAUAUACUACUACUACUACUACUACUACUACUACUACUUUUGCUACUGCUGGUACUACUAGUACUACUACUACUACUAACUACUACUACUACUAACUUUGCUACUACUACUACUACUACUCCCACUACUGCUCUCUACUAUACUACUACUACCACUACUGACUACUGACUACUAUAUACUACUACUACUAUUACUGACACUACUCACUACUACUUACUACUACUACACCCUACUAUACUAUGCUGAUACUACUACUACUACUACUUCUAACUGCUACACACAUAUAACUACACUACUACUACUUAUACUCUACUACUAACUACUACUACUACUAUUUUCUACUACUAUGCUGCGCUACUACUACUUACUACUACCACUACUACUACUAUAUUUACUGUACUACUACUACUAAUACUACUACUUUACUACUGACGUACUACUACUACUCACUACUACUAUAUACUACUACUACACUACUACUACUCUCUACUUACCACUAGCUGCUGCUAACUCUACUACUACUACUACUACUACUACUACUACUAUACUACUACUACUACUACACUAACUACUACUACCACUACUCUUUCUGCUACUACUACUACUACUCUACUAAACUACAACUACUACUAUUUACUACUACUGCUACCCUACUACUACUACUACCUACUACUACUAACUACUACCACUACUACUCUACUACUACUAUACUACUACUACUACUACACCACUACUACUACCUACUACUACUACUACUACACUACUACUACUACUCCACUACUGUUACUACUACUACUACUAAGACUAACUACUACUACUACUACUCUACUACUACCACUACUCUACUACUACUACUCACUACUACUACUACUACUACUACUACACUACUCUGCUGCUACUACUAUCUACUACUACUACACUACACACUACUACUACUACUACUACUUACUACUACUACCACUACUACUACUACUACUAACAUACUACGUAACUACUACUAACUAACUACUACUGCUACUACUACUACUCUACUACUGCUGGUACACUACUCACUACUCUACUACUACUACUACUACUAAUACUACUACUACUACUGUUUCUCUACUACUACUACUACUUCUACUACUACUACUCACUACUACUACUACUACUACCACUACUGCUCUGCUACACUACUAUACACACUACCUACUACUACUACUACUACUACUACCACUACUCUAUAUACUACUACUACUACUACUACCUUUGCUACUGCUGCUGGUACUACUAGUACACUACUAUACUACUACUAAUAUACUACUACUCACUACCACACUUGUUGCUCUACUACUCUACUACGAACUACUACUACUACUACUCCACUACUACAUAUACUACUACUACUACUACUACUACUUCUACUGCUGGUACUACUAUACUACUCUACUACUACUUACUUACUACUGCUACUACUGUACUCUACACUAUCUACUACUAUUUCCUACUCUCACUACUACAUACUACUAAUAUACUACACUACUACUAUACUCCCACUGCCCGACUACUAUUUCUACUACUACUACUGACCUACUACUACUACUACUACUACUACUUACUCUGCUGUACUUACUACUACUACUACUACUCUGCUACUACUACUACUAACUACUACUAUAUACUACUACUACUAUAUACUACUACUACUCUACUAUAUACUACUACUAUUACAUCCUACACACUACUGCUACUACUACUACUACUACUACUUUUGCUACUGCUGGUACUACUACUACUACUACUACUACUACUAUAUACUACUACUACUACUGAUACUACUACUACUACUACUAUAUACUACUACUACUACCUACUACUUUCUCUACUACUGUACUACUUACUACUAUAUAUACUAUACUAUACUACUGCUAUAUACUACUACUAUAUACUACUAUAUAUGUACUGCUGGUACCUUACUACUACUACUACUACUACUACACUACUACUAUACCCUACUACUACUACUACUACUAACUACUGAUACUACUACUACUACUACUAUGAACUACUACUACUACACUACUAAUGCCUACUGCUUACUACUCUACUACUUACUACUGCUACUACUACUAAAACUACUACUGAUAAACUACUACUACUACUCUACUUAACUGCUCCUACUACUACUACUACUAUAUACUACUACUACUACUACUUUUGCUACUGCUGGUACUACUGCUGGUACUACUACUACUACUACUGCUACUACCAGUUUUUCCCAUUAGCGCCGGCCAUCGGCUAAUCAGCCAGUUAGACUAAUUUCAGCCGGUUACUUUUUCCACUUCAUAUUAACUAAGCUACUUUUUAUUUAAAAGUUUCAAUUCGCUAGUCCGUCGAGCCCUCUCCUGCUAGAAUGAAAAAUAUGCAUCUUCUAGCAAUCUAUUGAUAGGAUAGGCGCCUGUCAGGCACAAAGCGAGCGAUGACAGGGUAACGCAGUCUGCUGUUUGUCCCGCCUCCCAGUACAAUUUGUGUGCGCUGUGGUUGGUUGCAGUCAAAUGUCUUUACACGGCGAGAGAGAGCAUGAUACUCGUGAAUUUGCACUUCCCAUUUAAUGUAAGUGGUAACGUUGAGUCAAUCCUCUUACCCUAAUUAUUGUUUUCUGACACGUUCAUUUAUUUUAUUUUGCGUGUUUCACAUAGCCAGCCAUGGAGUCAGGGUGUAUAGCAGACUAUUUACUGGGCUUUGAUUGAUGACCGAACAGCAAGCGUUGACUAGUUUAGAAAAGGUGUCGAACUGACUGAAUAAAGUCUAUCUAACUGUAAGUCGCUCUGGAUAAGAGCGUCUGCUAAAUGACUAAAAUGUAAAUGUAUCUGCUAUAUCCCUUUGCCAUUCAUAGAUCAUACAAUGUAGUUAUAUGUCCAUGGCAUCGCAUCGGGACAAGUAAACCAGAGGAUUUCCUAGGAUGUCGGGGCUUGCCAGACAGUGACGAUAAAGUGAGUGACUCUCGUCUCGUCAGUCAGUGUAGCCUACCGAAUCGCAUCGCUGAGAGAGCCGUUGAUUUGGUUCCCUAAUUUGCAUUGGAUACUGAUAGGCCUAGUCUUUUUGGAGAUCACCUGCAGAUACAUUAUGAAAACAUUCGAUGAAGAUGGUGAAUCAUCACUGCAGGAACAACAGGUAGUGGAGAGCCUCAUUCUGGUCCAGAUAUGAUCAUUAGGGCACUCAAGGAAUCCAGGCAUUAAAACGGAAUUCAACAAUAUAUAUAUAUUUUUAUUGACCUUAGCAGGGAAUCAACUGAAUAUAUUGAAAAUUAAUGAAUACGUUUAUCAUAAGACGUGUGAUUCGUAUUUCCUGUGACUUUCUGAAGAGGCAAUGAGAACGCCCGUCUGUGUGUGUGCAGUGCACUCGUCUACCACUUUGUGUAGCCGUUAGCGAUGAUGCUAAUGAAAACAGUCUUCUGGUAGGUGGAAAGGCUUUCCCAAAAACCUUCUCAAUUAAAAUGUUAACUACAAAGUAGCCUAUGCUUACCUGGUAGAAUGAUAUCAUCAUUAUUUUCAUAAAUCCAGUGGGUAUUUGUUUUGCAAACUCUUCCAUCACAUACAAAUACUGCUAAACAACUGCCUCUUGCUAGGUGCACACUUGAAUUAAAGAGUAAAUACACCAAAAAUCUAAAUUUCUCGGAUUUUUCCCAGACCUCAAAAGUGGUCUCCUGAUGUGGUUUAAGCAAUUUUGUUGUUUUUCUAUUUAAAAAAGUGUGAUUUUGAGAGCGAAAACCUGAAAAGAAUGGGUAAACGGAAACCUGGAAAAACUAUUUUUUUCAUUUUAACCUUUAAUUUAUUUUUCAAGAUAAUGUGGGUAUUUACUGAAUUAUUCUGUUGUAAUAAAAUAAAUAAUUUUGAAGAACAUUGUUGCAGUUCAUCUUGCAGUAAAACUGUAAAUAUGACUUUAAUCUCAAGAGAAGACAGGUUAAAUGUUAAAAAGGUUUAAUGUUCUCUUACUUAGAUCAUAUAGUCCUGAUCGUAUAGGCCUAGACAUAGACGACAUCCAGAACAACUAACAACACACUGAAUUCAGACGUUUUCAGUCAUUUUAAAUUGUAAAGUCUUUCUACACAAAACCACAACUAAUUUCUCCAAUCUGGGAGGUAAAGUCGUUAAAGUAUUCAAUCAUUUGGCUGUGUAUUUCAGAUGGAAUCAAGACAUUAGAAUGUACCAGAGGCCACCAAAAUAGAGCUAAUUCUGCAAAAUUUCUUGACGCCACCCCCGGCUGAGUAAAAUCAAGUUUUUAGUCCUAGUAGCUAAUAUAAGCGUUGAUUGGCAGUUACUUUUCUACCAAAACCAAAGUGUGGAUUGCAAUCACUCCUUAGAGCAGUCUAAUCUCAGUUAACUCAGAACUAAAAUGUUGUGUAAUUUGGUCAGCUGCGUGAUUAAGUUCUGGGUCCACGUGUUAGAAAUUGGAAUUUCCGGUUUGCGAAGUCUCCACCCUCGUAAAAGGAAACUCUCAGCCAAACUCUCAGCAUUCGGCAAAAGAUUACAACGCCCGGGGGCGCCAGGCUGGCCACUUUUUCUAUUUGGCUGGCUACUCUAUGUACUUGUGGAAAACACUCUACUAUUACUAUUACUACUACUACUACUACUACUACUACUACUACUACUACUACUACGACUGAUGCUACUACUACUACUACUACUACUACUACUACUGCUGCUACUACUACUACUACUACUACUACUACUACUACUACUACUACUACUACUACUACUACUACUACUACUACUACUACUACUGCUGCUACUACUACUACUACUACUACUACUACUACUAAUACUACUGAUGCUACUACUACUAAUACUACUACUAAUACUACUGAUGCUACUACUACUAAUACUACUACUAAUUCUACUACAAAUAUGAAUACUUCUACAACUACUACUCCAGCUCUGCCUUGGUCUCUAUCUCACCUGGGUCCUGUUCAGUAGAUACUAAACGGGAUGAAACCUUUUGAAACAGAGGAGGUAGUAGGUACUACCUUUUGCUGCAAUAAGAAUGUUUCCGGUAUCAAAACGUUCUCCAUUUCAUGCCUUCUGAACACGUCCCUGUUCUUGGUAGUUUGUUUGACUGGUAGAGGUUAGUUAUGUCCCUAACUAAAGCACAGGACCGCAAAGAGAUCUAUACAGUUAGCUUGGUCCCGUGCUGUGAUUGGAGGACUAACCUGUCAAUCUUCAGUCCAUUGCUAUGAUUGGAGGACUAACCUGUCCGUCUUCAGUGCUGUGAUUGGAGGACUAACCUGUCAGUCUUGUGCAGGUCCCGGUCGCCCCAGCCCCCUGCUGAAGAGGAGGAGGAGGACUUUGAUGACACUCUGGUGGCUCUGGACACAUGUGAGUAACAUCUGAGAGCUCUCAUUGCUGCUAGGUAUUCACACAGGUCAUUAGUGAGAAACAUCUGAGAGCUCUCAUUGCUGCUAGGUAUUCACACAGGUCAUUAGUGAGAAACAUCUGAGAGCUCUCAUUGCUGCUAGGUAUUCACACAGGUCAUUAGUGAGAAACAUCUGAGAGCUCUCAUUGCUGCUAGGUAUUCACACAGGUCAUUAGUGAGUAACAUCUGACAGCUCUCAUUGCUGCUAGGUAUUCACACAGGUCAUUAGUGAGAAACAUCUGACAGCUCUCAUUGCUGCUAGGUAUUCACACAGGUCAUUAGUGAGAAACAUCUGACAGCUCUCAUUGCUGCUAGGUAUUCACACAGGUCAUUAGUGAGAAACAUCUGACAGCUCUCAUUGCUGCUAGGUAUUCACACAGGUCAUUAGUGAGUAACAUCUGACAGCUCUCAUUGCUGCUAGGUAUUCACACAGGUCAUUAGUGAGUAACAUCUGAGAGCUCUCAUUGCUGCUAGGUAUUCACACAGGUCAUUAGUGAGAAACAUCUGAGAGCUCUCAUUGCUGCUAGGUAUUCACACAGGUCAUUCAUGAUUGUGAACGUAGUAACAAAGUAAUUGGGCAUAAAUUGAGCUGCAUGAUUGCAUUAACCUCUCCUCAUUGCAGUGCCUUUUCAUGUCAUGGUUUAAUGGUUUCCCUUGCCUUAAUUUACUUGACAUUUUGAUGUUUAUAACACUAUAUAUACACAAAGGUAUGUGGACACCCCUUCAAAUUAGUGUAUUCGGCUAUUUCAGACACACCCGUUGCUAACGGGUGUAUAAAAUUGAGCACAUAGUCAUGCAAUCUCCACAGACAAACAUUGGCAGUAGAAUGGCCUUACUGAAGAGCUCAGUGACUUUCAACGUGGCACCGACAUAGGAUGCCACCUUUCCAACAAGUCAUUUUGAAGUAGAAAAGUCUAGGAGCAACAACGGCUCAACCACAAAGUGGUAGGCCACACAAGCUCACAGAACGGGACCGCCGAGUGCUAAAUUACGUAAAAAUCGUCUGUCCUCUGUUGCAACACUCAGUACCGAGUUCCAAACUGCCUCUUGAAACAACAUCAGCACAAGAACUGUUCGUCGGGAGCUUCAUGAAAUGUGUUUCCAUGGCCGAGCAGCCGCACACAAGCCUAAGAUCACCAUGCGCAAUGCCAAGCGUCGGCUGGAGUGGUGUAAAGCUCGUCGCCAUUGGACUCUGAAGCAGUGGAAACGUUCUCUGGAGUGAUGAAUCACGCUUCACCAUCUGGCAGUCCGACGGACUAAUCUGGGUUUGGCGGAUGCCAGGAGAAAGCUACCUGCCCCAAUGCAUAGUGCUGACUGUAAUUGAAUAAUGGUCUGGGGCUGUUUUUCAUGGUUCGGGCUAGGCCCCUUAGUUCCAGUGAAUGGAAAUCUUAACGCUACAGCAUACAAUGACUGUCACGACUUCCUCCGAAGCUGCCGCCUCUCCUUGUUCGGGCAGGCUUCGGCGUUCGUCGUCACCGGCCUUCUAGCCACUGCCGCUCCUCAUCUCAUCAUUCCAUUUGUUUUGUGUUGUUUAUUACACACACCUGGUUCAUAUCCCCUCAUCAGUACCUGUAUAACUAUUCCCUCUGCCUCCCAUGUCUUUGUGUGUGAUUGUUUUCAUGGAUUGUAUCGCCAGGAUAUUCACCCGUGUGUUUUGUUUUUCUCCAGUGUGCCGUUAUUACCGCACUGUAGUGUUUUACACAUUGCUGCAUACCGCUGUAUCUGCCGAAUAAACCUUUUAUUCUGUGAUUUACCCUCCUGCACCUGACUCUGACCAAAUCAUCCGCUACACUGACAUUCUAGGCGAUUCUGUGCUUCCAACUUUGUGGCAACAGUUUGGGGAAUGCCCUUUCCUGUUUCAGCAUGACAGUGCCCCCGUGCACAAAGCAAGGUCCAUACAGAAAUGGUUUAUCUAAGUCUUUGUGGAAGAACUUGACUGGCCUGCACAGAGUUUUGACCUCAACACCAUCGAACGCCGACUGCGAGCCAGGCCUAAUUAACCAACAUCAGUGUCCGACCUCACUAAUGCUUUUGUGGCUGAAUGGAAGCAAGUCCCUGCAGCGAUGUUCCAACAUCUAGUGGAAAGCCUUCCCAGAAGAGUGGAGGCUGUUAUAGCAGCAAAGGAGACUUGCUUCCAUUAACUCCAUAUUAAUGCUCAUGAUUCUGUAAUGAGAUGUUAUCUUCCUCAUGUUCCACAGAUAACUGUGACCUGCACUUCAAGGUGUCUCGUGACGGCUACAGUGGCUAUCCUCUGACCCUCGAGGGCUUUGCCUACCUCUGGGCCGGAGCUAGAGCAUCCUACGGAGUCAGCAAAGGAAAAGUCUGCUACGAGAUGAAGGUAACGGAGAGAGAAACAAAAACAUAGGUUGAAUCCCAAAUGACACCCUAUUCCCUAUAUAGUGCACUACUUUUGACGUGGAUCGUGAUGUAUCAGCUGUGAUCCCUUUAGUAAAUUACUGAUCGCUAUGUAAGUAAAGAUAAUGACUGAUCACUAUUUAAGGCACAAUAAUGACUGAUCACUAUGCAAGUCACAAUAAUAACUGAUCACAAUGUAAGGCAUGAUAGUGACAGAUCACUAUGUAAGCCACGAUAAUGACUUAUCACUGUGUAAAUCACGAUAAUAACUGAUCACUAUGCAAGUAACGACAAUGACUGAUCACUAUGUAAGCCACGAUAAUGACUUAUCACUGUGUAAGCCACGAUAAUGACUGAUCACUAUUUAAGUAACGAUAAUGACCGAUCACUAUGUAAGUAACAAUAAUGACUUAUCACUAUGUACGUAACGAUAAUGACUUAUCACGAUUUAAGUCACGAUAAUGGGUGAUCACUAUGUAAGCCAUGAGUAAACAUUCCAUCACACCAUAGAGCAGAACAAUAGUAUCUGCUUCUCAGAACAGGAUGUACACAUGAACAGGAUGUACACAUUAACAGGAUGUACACAUGAACAGGAUGUACACAUGAACAGGAUGUACACAUGAACAGGAUGUACACAUGAACAGGAUGUACACAUUAACAGGAUGUACACAUGAACAGGAUGUACACAUUAACAGGAUGUACACAUUAACAGGAUGUACACAUGAACAGGAUGUACACAUUAACAGGAUGUACACAUGAACAGGAUAUAUUUGACUAGGGAAAAUGUGAAAUUCACUUCGCCAUAAGCUGCCAUGUGACUUGUCAAACCCUUGGCUAGUGGAGUCUCCUUGUGUGUCCCAAAUAGCACCGUAAUCCCUUACUAGGUCACAUGGGUCCUGGUCAAAAGAAGUGCUCUAAAUAGGGAAUAGGGUGGGAAUAGGGUGCUAUUUGGGAUGCACACUCAGUGCUGACCUGUCUGUCUCUCCUACUGACCUGUCUGUCUCUCUCUACUAACCUGUCUGUCUCUCCUACUAACCUGUCUGUCUCUCCUACUGACCUGUCUGUCUCUCUCUACUAACCUGUCUGUCUCUCCUACUGACCUGUAUGUCUCUCUCUACUAACCUGUAUGUCUCUCUCUACUAACCUGUCUGUCUCUCCUACUAACCUGUCUGUCUCUCCUACUGACCUGUCUGUCUCUCUCUACUAACCUGUCUGUCUCUCCUACUGACCUGUAUGUCUCUCUCUACUAACCUGUCUGUCUCUCUCUACUAACCUGUCUGUCUCUCUCUACUAACCUGUCUGUCUCUCCUACUGACCUGUCUGUCUCUCCUACUGACCUGUCUGUCUCUCCUACUAACCUGUCUGUCUCUCUCUACUAACCUGUCUGUCUCUCCUACUGACCUGUAUGUCUCUCUCUACUAACCUGUAUGUCUCUCUCUACUAACCUGUCUGUCUCUCCUACUGACCUGUCUGUCUCUCCUACUGACCUGUCUGUCUCUCCUACUAACCUGUCUGUCUCUCUCUACUAACCUGUAUGUCUCUCUCUACUAACCUGUCUGUCUCUCCUACUGACCUGUCUGUCUCUCCUACUGACCUGUCUGUCUCUCCUACUAACCUGUCUGUCUCUCUCUACUAACCUGUCUGUCUCUCCUACUGACCUGUAUGUCUCUCUCUACUAACCUGUAUGUCUCUCUCUACUAACCUGUCUGUCUCUCCUACUGACCUGUCUGUCUCUCCUACUGACCUGUCUGUCUCUCCUACUAACCUGUCUGUCUCUCUCUACUAACCUGUCUGUCUCUCCUACUGACCUGUCUGUCUCUCCUACUAACCUGUAUGUCUCUCUCUACUAACCUGUAUGUCUCUCUCUACUAACCUGUCUGUCUCUCCUACUGACCUGUCUGUCUCUCUCUACUAACCUGUCUGUCUCUCCUACUGACAUGUCUGUCUCUCUCUACUAACCUGUCUGUCUCUCUCUACUAACCUGUCUGUCUCUCCUACUGACCGGUCUGUCUCUCUCUACUAACCUGUCUGUCUCUCCUACUAACCUGUCUGUCUCUCCUACUGACCUGUCUGUCUCUCUCUACUAACCUGUCUGUCUCUCUCUACUAACCUGUCUGUCUCUCUCUACUAACCUGUCUGUCUCUCUCUACUGACCUGUCUGUCUCUCUCUACUGACCUGUCUGUCUCUCCUACUGACCUGUCUGUCUCUCUCUACUAACCUGUCUGUCUCUCUCUACUAACCUGUCUGUCUCUCUCUACUGACCUGUCUGUCUCUCCUACUGACCUGUCUGUCUCUCUCUACUAACCUGUCUGUCUCUCCUACUAACCUGUCUGUCUCUCCUACUAACCUGUAUGUCUCUCUCUACUAACCUGUCUGUCUCUCUCUACUAACCUGUCUGUCUCUCUCUACUAACCUGUCUGUCUCUCCUACUGACCUGUCUGUCUCUCUCUACUGACCUGUCUUUCUCUCUCUACUAACCUGUCUGUCUCUCUCUACUAACCUGUCUGUCUCUCUCUACUAACCUGUCUGUCUCUCUCUACUGACCUGUCUGUCUCUCCUACUAACCUGUCUGUCUCUCUCUACUAACCUGUCUGUCUCUCUCUACUAACCUGUCUGUCUCUCCUACUAAGCUGUCUGUCUCUCUCUACUAACCUGUCUGUCUCUCUCUACUAACCUGUCUGUCUCUCUCUACUAACCUGUCUGUCUCUCUCUACUAACCUGUCUGUCUCUCUCUACUAACCUGUCUGUCUCUCUCUACUAAGCUGUCUGUCUCUCUCUACUAACCUGUCUGUCUCUCUCUACUAACCUGUCUGUCUCUCUCUACUAACCUGUCUGUCUCUCUCUACUAACCUGUCUGUCUCUCCUACUAACCUGCCUGUCUCUCCUACUAACCUGUCUGUCUCUCCUACUGACCUGUCUGUCUCUCUCUACUAACCUGUCUGUCUCUCUCUACUGACCUGUCUGUCUCUCUCUACUGACCUGUCUGUCUCUCCUACUGACCUGUCUGUCUCUCUCUACUAACCUGUCUGUCUCUCUCUACUAACCUGUCUGUCUCUCUCUACUGACCUGUCUGUCUCUCCUACUGACCUGUCUGUCUCUCUCUACUAACCUGUCUGUCUCUCCUACUAACCUGUCUGUCUCUCCUACUAACCUGUAUGUCUCUCUCUACUAACCUGUCUGUCUCUCUCUACUAACCUGUCUGUCUCUCUCUACUAACCUGUCUGUCUCUCUCUACUGACCUGUCUGUCUCUCUCUACUAACCUGUCUGUCUCUCUCUACUAACCUGUCUGUCUCUCCUACUAACCUGUCUGUCUCUCUCUACUAAGCUGUCUGUCUCUCUCUACUAACCUGUCUGUCUCUCCUACUGACCUGUCUGUCUCUCCUACUAACCUGUCUGUCUCUCUCUACUAACCUGUCUGUCUCUCCUACUGACCUGUCUGUCUCUCUCUACUAACCUGUCUGUCUCUCUCUACUAACCUGUCUGUCUCUCUCUACUAACCUGUCUGUCUCUCUCUACUGACCUGUCUGUCUCUCCUACUAACCUGUCUGUCUCUCUCUACUAACCUGUCUGUCUCUCUCUACUAACCUGUCUGUCUCUCCUACUAAGCUGUCUGUCUCUCUCUACUAACCUGUCUGUCUCUCUCUACUAACCUGUCUGUCUCUCUCUACUAACCUGUCUGUCUCUCUCUACUGACCUGUCUGUCUCUCUCUACUAACCUGUCUGUCUCUCCUACUAACCUGUCUGUCUCUCUCUACUAACCUGUCUGUCUCUCUCUACUGACCUGUCUGUCUCUCCUACUAACCUGUCUGUCUCUCCUACUAACCUGUCUGUCUCUCCUACUAACCUGUCUGUCUCUCCUACUAACCUGUCUGUCUCUCUCUACUAACCUGUCUGUCUCUCCUACUGACCUGUCUGUCUCUCUCUACUAACCUGUCUGUCUCUCUCUACUAACCUGUCUGUCUCUCUCUACUGACCUGUCUGUCUCUCCUACUGACCUGUGUGUCUCUCUCUACUAACCUGUCUGUCUCUCCUACUGACCUGUCUGUCUCUCUCUACUGACCUGUCUGUCUCUCUGCUGUAGAUCUUUGAGGAGAUAGCUGUGAAGCACCUCCCCUCCUCUGAGCCUGAUCCCCAUGUGGUCCGGAUAGGAUGGUCCCUGGACUCCUGCAGCACACAACUGGGUAAGGACAUCACGCACAACUGGGUAAGGACAUCACACACAACUGGGUAAGGACAUCACACACAACUGGGUAAGGACAUCACACACAACUGGGUAAGGACAUCACACACAACUGGGUAAGGACAUCACACACAACUGGGUAAGGACAUCACACACACAUACAGGCACACACACACACACACACACACACACACACAUACAGGCACGCACUCCCACCACACACACACACACACACACACCACACACACACACAUGCGGACAGACGGACACACACAAUGUUUGACAUGUAGCUCUGGUAUAUUCCAGGUGAGGAAGCGUUUUCGUUUGGGUACGGAGGAACAGGAAAGAAAUCCUCUGACUGUAAGUUUGAAGACUACGGAGAGAAGUUUGGAGAGAAUGAUGUCAUCGGCUGUUUCAUU